AUGACCUGUGAUCUCGAGCGACCAUGCACACGCUGUGUUAAACGAAAUAUUGGGCACCUAUGUCACGAUGAGCCGCGUGAAGGUGUUAAGAAGUCCAAGUCUGAGCCAGAGAAUGGUGAUGGACAGAGUCAGCCCUCUCAGGUCGAAUCAACUACCUCCGAAGCCGCAUCGACGGCCGCUCCUCCGGUUCCGGAUGCAGGGCUUAACCUGGCGGCGCAUCCAGUACCUCCUAAUAGAGAUGCCAGCACAACGGCAGAUACCCAACCUGACGCCGUGUCUGCGCCACAAUUGCCUGCUUUGACGGCUGGUAGUCAGCCUUUCUUGGGUUAUGAUGGUUUGCUCUCUUCUCAGAAUAACCUUCAGGACAUGCAAUUCCAUCCUUCAUAUAUGUUCAACACCUCGGAAGUUAGCAAUGAGUAUAACCUGCUCAACGACUUCCUCAACAAUAGCCUCAUGGAUGACGGUGCGUUUUACGGAGGCAAUGACUUCCAUAGCCUCUUCUCCGAUGCUUCACUUAUGAAUCAGAUGGGCUCUUUGAACAGCAAUUCUCCUUUCAGUUCGAACGCGCCAAGACCGCCUCAGUUGCUUCCGCCUCCCGCACAAAAUGCUGCUGGUAAUGCUGCAUCCCGCCAAGCAGGUGGAGUCCCUAUCGACAAGGCCAGAGAAAGAUAUCUGGUCACGGCCGCCGACCCUGCUGGAAACGAUAGUCCUGAAGAGCGCAUGAACAAACUACUGAAGGCCAAAGUGGAUGCAGGGCUCUUGAAACCCUUCAACUACGUUAAGGGUUAUGCAAGAUUAAACCAGUACAUGGAACAGAACUUACAACAAGCAUCUCGCAUUCGAGUACUGCGCCAACUGGAUCGCUUCCGACCCAAGUUCCGUGAGCGAAUGCAGAGUCUGACCGACGUGGAUCUAGUACGCAUUGAGAUGUGGUUUGACAAGAGCUUGAUGGAGUACGACCGCGUCUUUGCGAGCAUGGCUAUACCUGCAUGCUGUUGGAGAAGAACAGGCGAGAUAUAUCGAGGAAACAAGGAAAUGGCGCGCCUCAUCCACGUACCGAUGUCGAAGUUGCGAGACGGUAAUAUCGCUCUGCACGAGAUCAUCGCUGAGCCUUCACUGGUAUCAUAUUGGGAGAAAUUCGGCGCCAUCGCAUUCGACCAUACUCAGAAAGCUAUCCUGACGAGCUGCUCCUUAAAAAACCCAGAUCCGCAUUCUAGAGAUCCUGAGAUACGAUGCUGCUUUUCAUUCACCGUUAAGCGCGAUGCUUGGAACAUCCCGGCAUUGAUCGUGGGCAACUUCCUUCCCAUCACAGAGGCCACAUCGGGGUCGCUACCGGCAUCAUAA
This is a messenger RNA of Alternaria atra, 1344 nucleotides long. RefSeq lists its product as uncharacterized. The record is from RefSeq and is a predicted model, not a curated record. Gene Ontology annotation, molecular function: RNA polymerase II transcription regulatory region sequence-specific DNA binding. Gene Ontology annotation, cellular component: nucleus. NCBI's taxonomy places the organism in Eukaryota, Fungi, Ascomycota, Dothideomycetes, Pleosporales, Pleosporaceae. The coding region runs from base 1 to 1344 and encodes 447 amino acids. The transcript has 5 exons.